Messenger RNA from Manihot esculenta (cassava), 1124 nucleotides. Its product is annotated as 50S ribosomal protein L15, chloroplastic. Lineage: Eukaryota; Viridiplantae; Streptophyta; Magnoliopsida; Malpighiales; Euphorbiaceae. Gene Ontology annotation, molecular function: structural constituent of ribosome. The transcript is spliced from 3 exons. Bases 106 to 921 code for a protein of 271 amino acids. Gene Ontology annotation, biological process: translation. The record is from RefSeq and is a predicted model, not a curated record. Gene Ontology annotation, cellular component: cytosolic large ribosomal subunit.
AAAUGACAAGCAAGGGAUGCGUUUGGGCUAUUGCCCUAUCCAUAUUCGUCUAAUUUCCUGGAAAAUAGAAACCUUCGACGUACACUCUCUGCUUCUAUCUUCUCCAUGGCAGCAAUCCUCCCCCUCUCUUUAAAUCCUUCUCUCAAACCCAAACCCUACCUCCAUCAUCCUUCUUCCCCUUUCAAAGGGAAUUUGGCAAAUUUGAAGUUUAGGGCCUGCAACUUCAUUCCUCUUAAGCUCAACUUCAAAACCAAUUCAAAUGGAAGACCGUCACUAGUAGUUACCAAUCAGGCAGCUAGUGCUGCUGUUGCAUCUCCAGCUUCCAAUGUGAGGUUCAGGUUGGACAAUUUAGGCCCACAACCGGGGUCGAGAAAGAGGGGAAAGAGAAAGGGGAGAGGUAUCUCUGCCGGACAAGGCAAUAGUUGUGGGUUUGGUAUGAGAGGUCAGAAAUCGCGUUCCGGUCCUGGUGUUAGAAAAGGGUUUGAAGGUGGUCAGAUGCCCCUCUACCGCCGCAUCCCCAAAUUGCGAGGAAUUGCUGGAGGUAUGCAUGCGGGUUUACCCAAAUAUGUCCCUGUCAACUUAAAAGACAUAGAAGCAGCAGGAUUUCAAGAGGGUGAAGAGGUGUCAUUGGAGACUUUGAAAGAGAAGGGCUUGAUCAAUCCAUCCGGAAGAGAAAGGAAACUCCCUUUAAAGAUUCUAGGAGAUGGGGAGCUAAGUGUGAAGCUGAAAUUUAAGGCUCGUGCCUAUUCGGAAUCAGCGAAGGAGAAGCUUGAGGCUGCUGGUUGCGCUCUAACUGUAUUACCUGGGCGGAAGAAGUGGGUGAAACCAUCAGUUGCUAAGAACCUUGCUCGAGCUGAGGAAUAUUUUGCAAAGAAAAAGGCUGCAGCUGCUACAUCUGAGGCCGAAUCGGUCUCUGCUUGAAACAUUGUUCAUUAAAUUUUAUGUAUUUAAGAAAACGUAAAAAAAGCACGUAGAGAUACACAGCAGGAGCAGGGUGCUUUAUUAUUAUUAUUAUUAUCUCUGUUAGAUUUGUUAGGUGGCUGUACCAAUUUGUAAUUUCUUGCUUUUGCAUAUUUCAAUUCAUUGAAGCCUUUCUAUACAAUUUGUUUUAAAUUUCUCAUCCA